Colletotrichum orchidophilum is the source of this 3615-nucleotide messenger RNA. RefSeq lists its product as uncharacterized. Lineage: Eukaryota; Fungi; Ascomycota; Sordariomycetes; Glomerellales; Glomerellaceae. Bases 1 to 3615 code for a protein of 1204 amino acids. The record is from RefSeq and is a predicted model, not a curated record. The transcript has 3 exons.
AUGGCUCUUCUCCUUGCGCCUUACACCAACGCCAUGAGGCUUGGGCAAGGCUUCAACUCUUAUACCCAGCAAAUAUGUGUCGAUGAUGCCGUUGCCAUCGACCCUAACAGAGCGGAGAAUAUCGUCACCAAUGAUGGUACCACUAUGCGAAUCGUGGCAGAACUCACUGGCAAGCCAAGCGCCUGGAACCGAAUCAAAGAGGUGGUCAAGGAAGGGCCCCUCGUCGAACCCGGGCCUGCCGAAAGCGAACUGGACACCCCGCAGGACUCAUCGUCGGAAGCAAUUGUCAAGCCCACAGGGCCAGAUCCUAAGGUGAUUGAAGCGGCCAACCCAGCACCAGGAUCUGGCGAAGCUGUUCAAGAAGAAAAGGCUUCAGUGUCGGACGAGGUGGCCGAGGAGGUGCUUACUCCUGAAGUCGGCAAAGAUGCAGCUCCAGCAAGCGAAGAUUCGCCCGUCAGCGAGCCAGAAGAGACAGUCAAAGUGCCAGCAAGUGAGAGUAGCUCUGUGGUUGAAGUUGAUCGCGAAGACGCUGCCGCUGCCGCAGCAGCAAAUCAAAAUGAUAGCCAGGCUGCGCCAAGCAAAGCAGAGCCUUCUUCUACCUUGCCGCCUCCUGCUGGAGAAGGCGAAAAGGCAGGACAGGAAGUCGCGAAGACAGGCAAAUCUGCCGCCCGUACAUCUCGGAACCGAUCGUCCUCUGUAGACAACAAGCAGUCGGUUUCGACGUCCGCACCAGCCAUUCGAAAGUCGGACAAGUUCCAGGUCAAGGAAAUACCAUCUCGGCAAGCUCAAAAAGGGGUUCUCACAGUCCCUCAACAUCUUGAUGAGCUUGCUGUGGAAAAAGCCAAUCUGGAGAAGGCAGAGAGGCUCGAAUUAUUGCAAGAAGAGAAGAAGCGCAUGGCUGAGCACCGCGCAUACCAACGCGAGCUUGAGAUGGAGGGACGCAAAGAGCAGGCGCGAAUUCGACAGGAAGAAGCAAAGGAGCAAGAGGAGCUCCGCGCAGAGAAGCGAGCUUUUGAGAAGGCUCGCCGUGAGGCAGCGCAGAAGGCCAUCAAUGAAGCUGUGGCAAAGAACAAGGACGCCUUGACGCUUGAGGAGCUGAACAAGAUCAGGGCCCAAAAUCAAUUUGCGGAUCGCUUCGAAGGCAUUAUGAAAGAGGACAAGAAGUUCUACUUUGACCCAUCUUCUGGUCGUGGCACAAGUCAGACUGUCACCUAUUCGAGCAAGUUCAUUGACAAGCUCAGCGACAUCACGGAGGAUAUGUGCAUUUCCGGCGCUCUCUCUGUCAAGAUGGCCAAGAUCGGUGGCUCCGGUCGAGGAUCGUUUGUUGACUCUGACAAAUUCAAGGAAAGUGACUUGAGCUUUUAUGUCAGCGUCAAAGUCAUCAACCAGACUGUCAACUUCAAGGAUGCGCUCGAGUUCAACAAACUGCGGUCAGUUGACAUCGCCUCCGACGACUUCAACAAGGUGUAUGGUGACAGCUUCAUCUCAGGCUUCGUCGAGGGAGGCGAGUUCAAUGCCGUUGUCAGCAUGAAGGUGCACAACAAGGCAAAACUUCUCGACAUCAAGGCCGAAGCCAAGGUUGCCCUCACCACAGGGCCCGUCGAUAUCACGGCGGAGGCCAAUGUUGGGAUCGCUCGCACCAACCUCGAGAUGAACACCGAGACCACUAUUCAGGUUAGCUGGUGUGGAGGUGGAGUCAUCAAGCCCAUGGACCAGCCUUGGAACUUUCAGAGUAUCAUGGAAGCUGCCGCUCGCUUCCCUGAGUUGGUGUCCCAUUGUCCUCAGCGCACCUACGCCAUCCUCACAAAGUACGACACGCUUCGCAGCUUCGUCGCUUUGCGCCCAGCUUCGUUCUCGCCAUUACAGUACGAGAACGCGCAGAUGUACACCAACGUGCUCAUGGACGCAUUCAUGACAUACAAGUCUAUCUACAAGAAGCUAGGUGAUCAGAGUUUCAGCAUCCAGAACAAGAUUCUUGAGUUUGAGCCCGUGGAUGCGGCGCAAGCGGAGGCCUACAAGACUGCCGCGAUAGAGGCUGCAGCAAAGAAGACGCCUCUGAUGGUUGAGCUCGAGCGUAAAAUCGACACGAAGCAUCCGCGAGCGGCAGAAUUUCAACAGUACCUGGGAGCACUUCAAUCCGCUGUUGACAUAUCUCGAUUUGAGGCUUCUAUGAGAGGCAUCAGCGAUGCUCGUAAGUUUAUCCGCCGUCAGAUGGUCUACAUUGUCAACGAAGUGGACCUCAUUGAGAAGGACCCGAGGAUUGCAACCGAGCAAGACCACGAGGAGCCGUUUCAGUCUCCCCUCAUGUUUGAAGAAAGAUUGCCGGCUACUAGAAUACCGGAUCGCCUAAAGCCCAGGUCUGAUCCUCUUGGUGGUCGCCGGAUCAUGGCCAAGACUCAAACCGAAUCAGAGCUCGAGGAAGAGCAGAAGUCUCAAGAAGCAGCUGACGCGGAUUCGCCGCCACUGUACACCAUGGAACAAGACCUUUCCCUCGAGGAGACCGCUUCUCUGGAUAAGAUCAAGGAAAAGUGCCCGGGAAUUGGGAACCACCUGAGAGUUUCUACGGCAGUUCCAAAGGCGGACGGUGGAGUGCUCUUCAAUAACUUGGACUUUCUCUUCCCGGAGUGGCAGGUGGAGCAUAUCACCAUCGGAAUUGGCAUGGGCCGCGUUGUCUCAGUAGAGAUCAAGUACGACAAUGGGUUGAUUCUGCAGAAGGGUCUGGCUUUUUCCGACGUCAAGUUCAAGACUCUGAAGGAAUUCCAGUCUGGCGAGCGCAUUACCUCUGUGGCAAUCGAGGUAGGUGAACUUGCGUCCGGUGGUACGGGAGAGCGAGUGUUGUCAAUCUGCAUGUACACCACUCGCGGCCGUAGACUACUGGGGCAAGCGGUCCGGAACGAAGUGCUAUCGACGGACCUGGUGCGAAAGGACGGCGUUGAGUAUAAGAAGGCGCACACAACUUUCGUCGAUGCAGCGUUCAGCUCUGGAACGUUGAAGGGCUUCUUCGGCCGGCUCGACAUGGACCAAAAAACAGGGGGUCUUUUGCGCGUCGGUGUGAUUUGGGGUGCCAACACCACGAGCACAUCGGCUCUGACUACCACCGUGCAGGAGGUCGCGCCCAUCUACGAUACCGACGAGAUGUCUACCGCGGCAACUAUUGAGACCUUCCGUGGACAGGUCCGCACCGCCGAAGACCAAACGCGUUCUGUCAGGACCGAGCUCUCGGCUGCCCAGGAUCGCGAGCGCUCGCUGAACGAGAAGAAGACGCAACUCGAGGAGACAAUCCGGAACCUUGAUCAAGAGAAACAGCGAUACAGCCAACUCGCCAACACAGCAGAGAAUAGCCGCCAAGAUGCUCAGGAUCGCUUGAACAAGGAUCGGCAGAUCAUCGUUGGUGCCAUCCAAUACGGCGGGAGGGAUUAUAUGUUCAACCAGAAGAUCCACAGCAAAGUGCGAGAGUAUGUCACCAAGGGCUGGACCCUUGAAAUCUCGAAUGGUUUCUUUGAGGAGGACCCGUCACCUGGUAAUGGCAAGAAUGGCAUAAUUACUGUUUGGUCUUCUCAGUCAGGCACGCGAAGUCUCCAGGGAGGCGAGGGAUCAUCCAGAGUCCUUCUCUGA